GAGAGGGGGAGUACGCUCAUGUUGUGUACAGUUUGAACUCGCGGGACUAAACUUUAGACCGUUGUUAGAACGGGAACAGAGUGCUUACUCUCGGUGAAAUGUAUUGGGACUGGAACACCAUGCCCAUGACUCGAGCCGAGUUUGAAGAGAGCUCUCUCUCUUUCUCUGCUCUUCAGGUGCAAAUCGAAACCCUAAUUUUUCUCCUAUCUUUUCCUCUCUUCAUUUCUUUGCAAUGCUAGGCCUUUAUUUUCCCCUGCUGAUACUUCAUCUCAUCAUCUAGGGUUUCUGCAAUGGUUUCGACCUUUGUUAGAAGAAAAACCCUAACUUCUCAUUUGAAACCUGGUCUCAAUCUCCACUCGAACAACUUUUAUGUCACAACAAUGUCAGUUAGAGAAGCUCCAAAUUUAGCAGACUCUAAUUCAGUGUUAAAGCUCUUAAGCCCAUGGUUUAGAGAUGGUUUAUUCACGUUGGGUCUGUCAAAAAUUAGGGUGUUCUCUUCCCUGCCUCAUUUGAAUAUAAAUAAGUUUUUGGUUUACCAUUCCACAAAGAAUUUGUGGACACAGUCUGGUAAGUUCCUCAUCCUCGAACUGGCACCAAUGAAACCGGGUUGUAGUCAGGGGGUUGAUGGGAAGCUGGUAAAGGCUUUCUCAAAAAUUAGGGCUUUUUCUUCACUUUCUCAAUUGAAUCAGAAAACUUCCAUUUCUUUGCAACCACUGUCUUUGCAUUCACAACAGUUUCCCAAACAUGGAAUGAUUUCUGCAACAAGGGGAAUAACCCAUUCGUGCACUGAGGACCCGGUAAAGGAGCAGUUAAGAGUCAGGGUUCUCUCAUCUGCAGCUCAAUGGAUACCGAAAAUCUCCCUCUUUCCCCUUCAUAGAAGAACGAUGUCAACUCAGUCUGGUAAAUUCCCGGAAUAUGAAAUGCCAUCUGUGACAUGGGGUGUGAUCCAAGGGCGCAAAGAGAAAUUAGUCUCUCGGGUCAUAAUUUGCGACUAUCUAAAGUCUUUAGGUAUUAUCCCUGAUGAAUUAGAGCACCUGGAGCUUCCAUCCACUGUUGAAGUGAUGAGAGAACGGGUUGAAUUUCUUCAACAACUUGGCCUCACAAUUGAUGAUAUAAACGCCUAUCCACUUAUGCUUGGUUGUAGUAUGAGAAAAAACAUGAUCCCAGUAUUGGGUUAUUUGGAAAAGAUUGGGAUCCAGAGAUCGAAACUUGGGGAAUUGGUGAAGAACUACCCACAAGUCCUUCUUGCCAGUGUUGUAGUGGAGCUUGUACCUGUGGUCAAAUUCCUUCGGGGCCUCGAUAUAGAGAGACAAGAUAUACCUUAUGUUUUGCAGAAGUAUCCGGAGCUUCUUGGAUUCAAGCUAGAAGGAACGAUGAGUACUUCGGUUGCUUACUUGGUUAGCAUAGGUGUUAGUCCAAGGGAUAUAGGUCCUAUGAUGACCCAAUUCCCAUAUAUAUUGGGAAUGAGAGUAGGCACCAUGAUCAAGCCAAUUGUUGAUUAUUUGGUCUCUUUGGGUCUACCCAAGAAAGUUCUAGCAAGAAUGUUUGAGAAAAGAGCUUAUAUUCUUGGCUAUGAUUUGGAGGAAUCAAUGAAACCCAAUGUGGAAAGCUUGUUAAGUUUUGGGGUUCAUCGAGAGUGUCUUGCUACUGUGAUUGCGCAAUACCCACAAAUUUUGGGGCUUCCAUUAAAGGUGAAGCUUUCUUCUCAACAAUAUUUCUUCAAACUAAAGCUUAACGUUGAUCCUGAAGGGUUUGCUCGGGUCGUAGAGAAGAUGCCUCAGGUUGUGAGCCUUAACCAAUCAGUGAUUUUGAAGCCCGUGGAGUUUCUUAGGGGUCGUGGUAUAUCAACUGAAGAUGUGGCAAAGAUGGUAGUUGCUUGCCCUCAAAUAUUGGCUUGUAGAGUUGAGCUGAUGAAGAAUAGUUAUUACUUCUUCAAGAGUGAGAUGAAGCGACCAGUUCAAGAGCUGGUUCAGUUUCCUUCAUACUUUACAUACAGUUUAGAGUCAAGGAUUAAGCCCCGGUACAAUAGGUUAGUGACUAAGGGGAUCCGGUGUAGCUUGGAUUGGUUCCUGAAUUGCAGUGAUAGGAGAUUUGAGGAGAGAGUGCAGGCUGAUUUUAUUGAAACUGAGAGUGUGGGGCCAUCAUUUUGUAUGGGUGGGCCAUUGGAGAUGCCCGGAAUGGAUUUUGCUUCUGAGGAUGAAGGAGAAGAGAGUGAUGACGAGAUGCUUUACAGGCACACUGUUUCUCUCUAGUAGGCAAUGCCGUGUAUUGUUUUACAAAUUAUAGUGAAUUAAAUUAUGAAAUUCAUCUUGUUA
Messenger RNA from Amborella trichopoda, 2315 nucleotides. Its product is annotated as Mitochondrial transcription termination factor family protein. Lineage: Eukaryota; Viridiplantae; Streptophyta; Magnoliopsida; Amborellales; Amborellaceae. Gene Ontology annotation, biological process: developmental process; regulation of DNA-templated transcription. Gene Ontology annotation, molecular function: double-stranded DNA binding. The record is from RefSeq and is a predicted model, not a curated record.